Bursaphelenchus xylophilus (pine wood nematode) is the source of this 2451-nucleotide messenger RNA. NCBI's taxonomy places the organism in Eukaryota, Metazoa, Nematoda, Chromadorea, Rhabditida, Aphelenchoididae. The record is from the annotation of a GenBank genome assembly.
AUGAGUCAAAAUGAUCAAGUUAACGGAGGCCAGAACAAUGGUCAGCGUAGGUCUUUUUUUUUUAUUGCGAGUGUUUCUCGAUUUUAGCAAAACGUUAUGUCCCUCCUGCUCUAAGAGGUCAAAACCCAUCUCUGGCAGAAGUGCCAGAAGGUCGACCGUCUCAGCAUUUCCAAGAUCGUCGUGGCGGCGGUAGCAGCUACAACAACUCUGGUGGCAUGCACAAAAGUCAGAGCUUUGCGGGUGUGAACCAGGAAUUCGGCAAUCAGCAGCGCAGUUAUAACAACAGCGGCUAUGGAGGCCGUAGGGGCGGGUACGAGCGAGGCGGCUUUGAAAGCAGAGGCGGACGGUUUGUAUUGCACUUUUGAUUUUCAUAUUUUUAGUGAGGAAGCUCCUUCUGGAGGAUUUGGAGGCCGUCGUGGAGGGCGCCAAAACUACGGCGGCCGUUUUUCCUAUGAUCAACGAAAUGUUCAUGAUGAAAGACAGUGGGAAGACCAGUCGUAAGUCAGUUUUAUUAAAACCAGCCCAAUGUUUUAGGCGACAAAACAACCGUAUGAACCAGAGACCUCGUGAAGCCGAAGUCAAUGAAAGAGCUUGGGAGAGCCAAGCUCCGCCAGACCAAGAGUUAGAGAACGAACUCUUCGCCGGCAUGAACUCAGGAAUCAACUUUGACAAAUACGAAGAGAUUCCGGUAGAGGCCACAGGAAAGGAUUGUCCUUCUCCUAUCUCUCAUGUACGAUUUAUCCUGAAUAGAGUUCUAUUACUAGAUUUACUAACAAAUACGUCUUGUAUUUUUAGUUUGCUGAUCUGAAUCUGCACCCGUGGAUUGAAGAAAACAUUAAGAAGAGUGGAUACGAUCGUCCAACUCCGGUUCAGGUAAGUUUUUUUUUGUUUUAAGCUUACCUGAUUUCAGAAAUAUUCGAUUCCAACUUUGAACGCCAGACGGGACUUGAUGUCCUGCGCUCAGACUGGCUCUGGAAAAACGGCCGCUUUCCUGGUUCCGGUAAUCAACAGAAUUCUGAUGGAUGGACCUAGUCAAAUGAAAACCCCGACCUUACAUUUCGGUCGGAAGUGCCAGUUUCCAUUGGCCUUAAUCAUUUCUCCGACUCGUGAGCUUUCACUCCAAAUCUACAACGAGUCCCGAAAGUUUGCGUACAGAACCCCAAUUACGUCGGCUUUGUUAUACGGAGGUCGUGAAAACUACCGUGAUCAAAUUAACAAACUUAGAGUAAGAGAUUAUAGGUUGAAUAUAUUUUAUAAUUAUGGUUUUCACGUCUUUUUUCAGCUUGGGUGUCAUAUUUUAAUUGCAACCCCCGGUCGUUUGAUUGAUGUGAUCCAAAAUGGAUUAAUCGGACUGGAUGCUUGUCGUUAUCUGGUUCUCGACGAGGCCGACAGAAUGUUGGACAUGGGUUUCGAGCCCCAGAUUCGUCGUGUACGUCAUUAGAUUCAUUUAAUCGUUGUUGUUUAGAUUGUGGAUGAAACUAGCAUGCCUCCACGUGGAGAAAGAGUGACAGCCAUGUUCUCGGCUACAUUCCCGAAGGAGAUUCAAUUGCUAGCCCAAGAUUUUUUGCAAACAGAUUACGUCUUCUUGGCUGUUGGUCGUGUCGGAUCAACCUCUGAAAACAUCGUCCAGAAAGUUAUUUGGGUCGAAGAGAACGAAAAGCGCGCUGUUCUGAUGGAUCUGCUGGAUGCCAGCGACCGCGAAGCCUUGACUUUAGUUUUUGUGGAGACCAAAAGAGGGGCUAGUGAGUUGGCUUAUCUCUUGAACAAUGAGGGAUAUGAUGUUGUUGCCAUUCAUGGAGAUCUCAAGCAGAUGGACAGAGAGAGACAUCUUGAUGCCUUUAGGACUGGAGAGGCUCCUAUUCUGGUUGCCACUGCUGUGGCUGCUCGUGGUUUAGACAUUCCUAAUGUGAAGCACGUCAUAAAUUAUGACCUCCCCUCUGAUGUCGAUGAGUAUGUUCACCGUAUUGGUCGUACCGGUCGUGUAGGAAAUGUUGGUAGGUCUUUGUAACUUUAAUUACUGUUGUAAUUCAACCAUAUCAUUGCUGUUUCCAGGAAUGUCGACAUCUUUCUUCAACGAUCGCAAUAGAAACAUUGCUCGUGAACUCACUGAAUUGAUUGUUGAGACUAACCAAGAAUUGCCUGAAUGGCUAGACCGUGUUGCUAAUGAAUCUCGUACCGGAGCCCGUGGAAACGGGAGAAGAGGCGGCGGUGGAGGAAGCAGAUUUGGAGGUCGGGAUCAUCGUAUCCAGCAAAAUGGCUCCAGUGGAAUGGGAAAUGGCGGCGGCAUGGGAGGCGGCAACCGCUUUGGAGGUGGGAGUGGCUUCCAGAAUCAGCCAUCAUCCGGCGGAUUCAGUCGGCCUUCCAACAACCAAUCUCAAGCUUCGUCCAAAGCUGUAAGUUGCUUGUUGAGAUCCUAGUGUAAUGUAAUAUUUUCAGAACUGGUGGGACUAA